This is a messenger RNA of Populus euphratica (Euphrates poplar), 2231 nucleotides long. RefSeq names its product U-box domain-containing protein 11-like. NCBI's taxonomy places the organism in Eukaryota, Viridiplantae, Streptophyta, Magnoliopsida, Malpighiales, Salicaceae. The record is from RefSeq and is a predicted model, not a curated record. Gene Ontology annotation, molecular function: ubiquitin-protein transferase activity; protein binding. Gene Ontology annotation, biological process: protein ubiquitination. The transcript is spliced from 4 exons. The coding region runs from base 79 to 2001 and encodes 640 amino acids.
ACCUAACCUAACCCCCUCUUCUCCACCUUACUAGAACCAACUCAUUAACUGCCUACUGGAAAGCUCUCCCUGCAAAAUAUGGCCGGCGGAGAGGACAACCUGGUCACGGCGGCAUUCCUUCUCGACCUUGUCCGUCAGAUUUGCUCUGUGGGGAUAUCCGUUGCCGGCGACAAGAAUAAAAAGGACAGCGUUUUUAGAAAGGAUUGCAUGGAUCUGGUGCGCAGGGUCUCACUGUUGACACAUUUUCUCGAAGAGAUAAAUGGACAACUAGGGAAACUGGAUGCAUUGGGUUCUUCUUCCUCUUCGUCAAAGGAAAUGAAUUGGUGGUCUGAUCUGGUCGCUGCUCUCCAGUCUGCUCACAAUCUCCUAUCGCUUGCCGGGUCUUUUCAAUCCACUAAUAAUUCUGAUGGAACUGGCAAGAACAUUGUCACCCUUUUUCAUGGCGUGACAUGGAAACUGGAGAAUUCUUUGGCUAAUGUACCAUACGAUCAAUUUGACAUAUCAGAGGAAGUGCAGGAGCAGGUUGCAUUGGUGAGAGCUCAGUUGCGAAGAGCCACGGAAAGGUAUGGGUCUGUGAAUUCAAGGGAGGUGUCUCUUCCCUUUUCCCAGCAGAUUGACAAAGAUGUCGAUCAGGCACAAAAGGGCACCAGGUUAACGAGAAGUUGUCAUGUUGAGAAUAGUGGCAGUGUCAAUCAUAAAGUUGCAGAAAACAUUGAGACUUCUGUUUCAGGAAGCAAUGGCUCAACAGACCGCACUGCAGAUCUGGUGGCCAGUGAAUCGAAUGCUGUUGAUUUGGCCAAGAAAUAUUCUUUGCCUAACAAGAGCACUAAAGACUUAAAGAAGCCCGACACACUUAAAAUCCCUCAUGAUUUUCUGUGCCCCAUAUCAUUGGAACUAAUGAGGGAUCCUGUUAUUGUAGCUACAGGACAGACAUAUGAAAGGUCUUACAUACAGAGAUGGAUAGAUACUGACAACUCAACAUGUCCAAAAACUCAGCAGAAGCUUGAACAUUUGACACUGACCCCAAAUUAUGUCCUAAGAAGUCUAAUAACUCAGUGGUGUACAGAGCACAAGGUUGAGCAACCAACAGGGUUAGCAAAUGGAAGGAUAAAAAAGAGUGAUGGAUCUUUCCGUGACGUUAGUGGGGACAUGGCAGCCAUCCAGGCAACUGUCCGCAGGCUCUCAAGCCGGUCCAUUGAGGAGCGUAGAGCUGCUGUCUCUGAAAUCCGAUCAUUGUCUAAAAGAAGCACAGAUAACAGGAUACUAUUAGCAGGAGCAGGAGCUAUUCCUGUUCUUGUCAGUCUUUUAAUAUCUGAAGAUACAUCAAUACAAGAAAACACUGUUACUUCCAUCCUUAACCUUUCUAUAUAUGAAGAUAACAAGGGACUGAUAAUGCUUGCUGGUGCGGUUCCUUCAAUCGUCCAAGUUCUCAGAACUGGGAGUGUGGAAGCAAGAGAGAAUGCUGCGGCAACCCUUUUCAGCUUGUCACUUGCAGAUGAGAACAAAAUAAUAAUUGGUGCAUCAGGAGCAAUACCAGCUUUGGUAGAAUUGCUCGAAAAUGGAAGCACAAGAGGAAAGAAAGAUGCUGCAACGGCCUUGUUCAAUCUUUGCAUUUAUCAGGGGAACAAGGGAAGGGCCGUCAGGGCAGGGAUCAUUACAGCCUUAUUAAACAUGCUUACAGACUCCAGAAACCGUAUGAUUGAUGAGGCUCUGACCAUUCUUUCAGUUCUAGCUAGCAACCAAGAAGCAAAGGUUGCUAUAGUAAAAGCCAGCACCCUACCUGUUCUGAUAGAUUUGUUGAGAACGGGAGGGCCGCGCAACAAAGAGAGUGCAGCAGCCAUUUUGCUCUCCUUGUGCAAGAGAGAUUCCGAGAAUCUUGCAUGUGUAAGUAGACUGGGUGCUGUCAUACCUUUGACAGAGCUCGCUAAAGGUGGCACGGAGAGGGCUAAACGAAAGGCUACAUCGAUGUUGGAACAUCUUCGAAGGCUACAACAGCACUGACGAGGUAGUUGUAAGGAGAGGCAUUUUUUCAUAAUCUUCAAUUUUUUUUCGUAAUUCUGUUCCCCCAAUUAUUUGGCAAUGACCGCCGCUCAUUGUGUGAAAACUGAGAAUACGAGCGUGAGAUACAAAGUCAUUCUCAUUGCUCUGUGUAUUGUUUUCUUUUUUUUACGCGUGCAAAAACAAAUACCGUAAUAUUCUUUGUUAUGGAAAUUCUCUCGACAUUGCCUUCC